AUGUCGCAAUCGCUGCUGGUACCGGAGUUGGAGCUGGAGCUGGAGUUGGAGCCGGAGCUGGAGUCGGAGCUGGAGCCGGAGCUGGAGCCGGAGUUGGAGUCGGAGCUGGAGUCGGAGCUGGAGCCGGAUCUAGAGCCGAAGCUGGAGCUGGAGCUGGUGCCGGAAGCUGGAGCCGGAGCCGGUACUGGAGCCGGAGCCGGUGCUGGAGCUGGAGCCGGUGCUGGAGCUGGAUUCGGGCCUGGAUUCAUGUUCGCUGUUGAUUUGUUUUUUUCAUUUUCAGUGGAUGAAGGCAUAGACGACUUACAAACUUUCAUGGAGCUAGAUAACAACGAUUUUGCACGCCUUAAGCUGCGUACCAAGGUUAUCAAACUAAUUCAACGCAUGCAGAAGGAGCUUUACGACGACACGGUUAUUGAAGAAAGACUUGAGGAAUAUCACGAGGGAGAUGACCAUCAGGAAAAAUAUAAAGAUAUGACAACAGAGGAAACUGAGUCUCACGAAGAGGACACAUUGGAAGGUUUUAACGAAUACCGGGGAAUGAUUCUGGAAACGGUCAUCGACAUAAAUCUAAUGUUCAAACGCACUCCGAACGGUAAAGCAAUAAUGGAACUACUCAAUGAAGGGCAGAAACCAAGUGACAAUUGCAUGAGUGCAAUAAAACGGAUUCUCUGCGACUAUCUUAAAUCGGUGUAUGGAUUACGCCCGUCUGCUUAUCACAAAAACCUCCUGGCACAAAGUCUCGUGCAUACAUACCCGGCAUUGUCGUCGUCAACUCCGGAUGUACCGCAGGCAUUAUGGUUUCAUCCCAACGGUCGGGGUAAACACCGCCACAGUGGACGUUUGCAUUAUCAUAUGGAGUAUUUGGCAAGGACAUCAGGAGAUCGCGUAAUAAAUCGACGUAAAUUACAAGCUGAGGAGAUCAACGUUGGAGGAGAGGUUGAUGUCGGUCCAGCCAAUCCGGAACAAGAGGUUGAUAUGGAAGCAGUGACGCAAGAAUUUAAGUUUCUAUGUCCUGGACCAAACACCAAACUACGUGCUGAAGAGCUUUGGCAUCUUACUUUCAAUGAACGGAAAGAUUUGCGCCAAAAAGGAACAUUCUACACGUAUCUUGAGACCUAUCCUGUUGCAACUGCCUUCAAUGGGUCCAUGAUUUCUUUGGAAUUUCACAUGAUGUACCCGAAUGCUCCGGAUUUCCAAGAAAAACUCGAAUAUCUGCAACCAAAAUUGUUGUCACGCUAUCGCGAUCUUUUCAAACAUGUGAAAGACGAUUUCAUUCGAAUGCUCAUAAUAAUACGGCAGAAGAGCCCGAGUCGUGGAGCCAAAAGGACCCGGGACGCAGAUCCAGCAAAGGACAAUACUCUAAAAGGAAUCGUAAAGGAAUGGAUUAAGCCUGAAGACCCGUAUCCCGAUACGAAUGAAGUGCCAAUGCUUUAUGUAAAAGGAAAUUUUCUGGAGAGUGGAUCAAGUGCAGCUGUUACAUGGAAGCGGAAUAACAUUUUGAUGGAAUCGGAUCUGAAGCACUGCUUCCGUGUGCUAUGUGAAUCAAUGGUAGUAUUCAACUCUGCAUGCCAUCCAACGGAUAAACAGAUCUACACAUUCAUCUCGAAUGUUUUGCUUGGAAUUGGUCAACUAACCACAACUGGAGAGCGACUUAUGCAAAGCAUCGAAUAA
Ochlerotatus camptorhynchus is the source of this 1671-nucleotide messenger RNA. RefSeq lists its product as uncharacterized. The record is from RefSeq and is a predicted model, not a curated record. Bases 1 to 1671 code for a protein of 556 amino acids. The transcript has 9 exons. Lineage: Eukaryota; Metazoa; Arthropoda; Insecta; Diptera; Culicidae.